AUGGCGACCACCAACACCACCCUGCCCUUCGCGACCGACAGGGGCCAGCUCUUGUUCGCACAGUCGACCCUCAAGGGCAUCGACCUCGCGCUGGGCGAGGAGCUCCAGAAGGCGGCCAUCGCUGCCGCGCCGCCCACCACAACUUCGACCUUGCCCGACCAAGAUCAAGAUGAUCGAACGACGCCCAUCGAUGCCAUCGUGGUCUCGCCUCGCGUCGCGGAAGAGCUCACGCAGGCUGAGGUGAUGCAGGCCGUGAAGGAGGUGCUCGGCUACUCCUUCCCCAAGCCCACUUCGGGACCCGACGACAUCUCGGUCUUCUCGGGCUACAUCUUCGUCGGCGGCAAGCAGGUCACCUGGACGCGACACCUCUGCAAUCGGAUGGGCGGCAGCCGUAUCACGCUCUCGAUGCGAGAAGAAAAGGAUGCGCUGCUGAGCUCCUGUCUCGACGCCAAGACCAUCUUCGCCCUCCAAUGA
Acanthamoeba castellanii str. Neff is the source of this 474-nucleotide messenger RNA. RefSeq lists its product as uncharacterized. The coding region runs from base 1 to 474 and encodes 157 amino acids. The record is from RefSeq and is a predicted model, not a curated record. The transcript has a single exon. NCBI's taxonomy places the organism in Eukaryota, Discosea, Longamoebia, Acanthamoebidae.